This is a messenger RNA of Platichthys flesus (European flounder), 2391 nucleotides long. It is a transcript of the gene slc34a2b, whose product is annotated as solute carrier family 34 member 2b. Bases 36 to 1946 code for a protein of 636 amino acids. Gene Ontology annotation, molecular function: sodium:phosphate symporter activity. The record is from RefSeq and is a predicted model, not a curated record. Lineage: Eukaryota; Metazoa; Chordata; Actinopteri; Pleuronectiformes; Pleuronectidae. Gene Ontology annotation, biological process: sodium-dependent phosphate transport; intracellular phosphate ion homeostasis. Gene Ontology annotation, cellular component: brush border; apical plasma membrane; vesicle. The transcript is spliced from 13 exons.
UGAAGCCUUCUCCUCUUCAGAGCUCCGCAGCAGCCAUGGCUCCAAGACAGAAAGUGGGGACCAAUUCCUCCCCUAAACCUGCAUCAGAUGAUGACACUCCAGUGGGGAACAUCCCGCCAGCUUACUCCACUCUGGACCUGGUGAACGACGAUCCAGAUGCAGAUCCCUGGAGUGCCCCGGAGCUCAUAGACAAUGGGAUCAAGUGGUCAGAGCUGGAUACAAAAGGGAAGAUGAUGAGAAUUCUGACAGGUUUACUGAAGAUGGUUGCGCUGCUGGGUCUUCUCUACUUCUUUAUUUGCUCUCUGGAUGUUCUCAGCUCUGCUUUCCAGCUGGUCGGAGGCAAAGCUGCUGGUGACAUCUUCAAGGACAAUGCUGUGUUGGCCAACCCUGUGGCCGGGCUAGUGAUUGGGGUUUUAGUCACAGUGAUGGUGCAGAGCUCCAGCACCUCCUCCUCCAUUGUGGUCAGCAUGGUGUCCUCUGGACUGCUGGAUGUCCAGUCUGCAGUGCCGAUCAUCAUGGGAGCCAACAUUGGAACUUCUGUCACCAACACUAUCGUAGCUAUGAUGCAGGCAGGAGAUCGAAACGAGUUCCGCAGGGCGUUUGCCGGUGCCACAGUGCACGACUUCUUCAACUGGCUCGCUGUGCUGAUACUCCUCCCGCUGGAGGUAGCUACAGGCGUCCUGUACAAACUCACCCACCUCAUCAUCGAAUCCUUCAACAUCCAGGGCGGAGAGGACGCGCCCGACCUGCUCAACGUCAUCACAGACCCUCUCACCGACUCCAUCGUCCAGCUGGACAAAAAUGUGAUCUCCCUCAUCGCCACCAAUGACGCAGCAGCCGAAAACAUGAGUCUGAUCAAAGUGUGGUGCAAGACGGAGACCAACGUGACUUUCUGGAAUGUGACAGUGGAGAACUGCACAGCCGGUGCCCUCUGUUGGGAAGAAGGAAACCUGACCUGGACCAUGAUGAACAGGACAUGGAUAAAUCACCUACAGAGAUGCAAACAUAUCUUCGCCAGUACGACACUGCCCGACCUGGCCGUGGGCCUCAUUCUUCUGGCGCUGUCCUUGUUCGUCCUCUGCACAUGCCUCAUCCUCAUUGUCAAGCUGCUCAACUCCAUGCUGAAGGGUCAGGUGGCUGUGGUCAUCAAGAAAGUGAUCAACACAGACUUCCCCUUCCCCUUCUGUUGGGUGACUGGAUACAUUGCAAUUUUGGUGGGAGCAGGGAUGACCUUCAUCGUUCAGAGCAGCUCUGUGUUUACCUCAGCUAUAACUCCUCUUGUUGGUAUCGGUGUUAUUAGCCUCGAGAGAGCCUAUCCUUUGACCCUGGGGUCAAAUAUUGGUACAACAACCACUGCUAUACUUGCUGCUAUGGCUAGUCCUGCAGAAAAACUAAAAGAAUCACUACAGAUUGCACUUUGCCAUUUCUUCUUCAACAUCAUGGGUAUCUUACUGUUUUAUCCGAUCCCCUUCACGCGGGUGCCCAUCAGGUUGGCCAGAGGGUUGGGCAACCAUACAGCUAAAUACCGCUGGUUUGCCGGCCUCUACCUCAUCCUGUGCUUCUUAGUUUUCCCUCUGACUGUGUUCGGCCUGUCAAUGGCUGGCUGGCAGGUCCUCGUUGGAGUCGGUGUGCCAUUCAUUGUGUUGGUCGUCUUUGUGAUAAUCGUCAACGUGAUGCAGUCUCGAUGCCCUCGCUUCCUGCCCAAGCUCCUACAAGACUGGGACUUUUUGCCCCGACCUCUGCAUUCAAUGGCGCCUUGGGACACUGUGGUGACCUCGGCCUUAGGGUUCUGCGGCAAAUACUGCUGCUGCUGCUGCUGCUGCUGCAAGAAAACUGAAGAUGAGACGAUGAUGAAAAACAACACUAAGAGCCUAGAGAUGUACGAUAACCCCUCCAUGUUGAAAGACGAGGACACGAAGGAGGCCGUCAAAGCAACACAUCUGUAACAUCGUUAAGUUGAAUUUGUAUCUCAAUGUAGUGAUGCAUUUGUGAAACACUUAAUGUUUGUCACUUCUCAGGUUGUGGUAUGUUGAUGAUUCUCUUGUACUGGAUGAUAUAUUUUGCACUAUGGUUAACACUGUCAAUCACUGGGGAAUAUGAAAAGAAGUGCUGGACAUAUUAUUAUGAACCUGCUGUUUCUGGGCAUGUGAUGUUUAUCUUAUGAUGUCUUAAAUUUAUUGUUGAGACUCACUGUCUGCUGUGACUUAACUGUGGGUGGUUCUGAAUGUUAUGACGUGUUUAUAUAUUUUUUAUGACAGGCGGUUUUAUAAGAGGCCUUUGACCUCUAGAUUGAACAUCUAAACUCAAAUGUUUAUCACAGAAGUAAAAUUUGUUAUCCUUCAUUAUUUAAGACUUUAUAAUAUUUGUAAAUAAAAAAUUGCUAUUUUUAAA